GAGUUAGAGAAGAAGCAGAGAAAUCAGGCCAAUAAAGCUUUCAGACCCAAGGUUGAUUCGAGUUUGACCACUGUCAUGUUAUUCCCGGGUCAGGGGAGUCAGUUUGUAGGGAUGGGCAAACUCCUUCUCGAGUACCCCAACGUCAGGGAUAUAUACAAACUUGCCAGCAAAAUCUUAGGUUAUGACUUGAUAGAAGUUUGCCUAAAAGGUCCAAAAUCCUUGUUAGACAAGACCUUAUACUGUCAGCCUGCUGUCGUUGUGACAUCUCUGGCCGCCAUUGAAAAGUUGAAAUACGAUAAUCCUAAGGCCAUAGAAAGUUGUAUAACCACGGCCGGCUAUAGUGUUGGUGAGAUUAGCGCUCUGGUCUUCGCUGGCUCAUUGAGUAUCGAAGAUGCCAUAUACUUAGUCAAAUAUCGAUCAGAGGCCAUGCAGAAGGUGUCUGAGGGUACCCCGGGGUCCAUGAUGGUCGUAUUUAUAUCGCCAUCAACUAAACUCAACUUCGCAUGCCACGCUUCCAAACUCUACUGCAAGCAAGAACUCAAGAUGGAGGAGGUAGUUUGUGAGAUUUCCAACUACCUCCAUCCAGGCUGUAAGGUCGUGGCUGGAAAUUCCCAGGCCUUGAAAUUUAUAGAGAAGAAUGCCAAGGAGUUUGAAAUUCGAAGAACGUCUUACCUGCCUGUAAGCGGUGCUUUCCAUUCCAAACUAAUGCAGCCUGUCGUUGAGAUGUUAAAAUCAAAAAUUUCCUCUCUAAAAAUUAACGACCCCGUCGUACCAGUGCACUCUAACGUCACAGGAGCCAGGUUCAAAAACGCAGACGAUAUCAGGAAAUUAAUUCUAAAACAAAUCUGUAUGCCUGUGAAGUGGGAGCAGACUCUGCAUUCGAUCUACGCUCGACCACAGGGAAAAAAUUUCCCCAGAACUUUUGAAGUGGGCCCUGGAAAACAGAUGGGGGCCUUGCUAAAGAUGGUCAAUGCCAAGGCGUUUGAGGAGUACCAGAAUGUUGAUGUCUGAUUGGUUGGCUGAUUGACUGUUUGAUUGAAUGGAUGAUUGUUUGAUUGAUUGAUUGAUUGAUUUGAUUGGUAUGUUGCUUGAUUAAAACUUUAUUCUAUUAAAAAUUUGUUCAUUUAUAAAGGAGAAUACAAAUGUCAAUA
Molecule: messenger RNA, 1151 nt
Organism: Helobdella robusta
Lineage: Eukaryota; Metazoa; Annelida; Clitellata; Rhynchobdellida; Glossiphoniidae
Exons: 6
Coding region: 76-1011 (311 amino acids)
Molecular function (GO): transferase activity
Source: RefSeq, a predicted model, not a curated record